Molecule: messenger RNA, 3634 nt
Organism: Nasonia vitripennis (jewel wasp)
Lineage: Eukaryota; Metazoa; Arthropoda; Insecta; Hymenoptera; Pteromalidae
Gene: Syn
Product: synapsin
Exons: 11
Coding region: 1001-2605 (534 amino acids)
Biological process (GO): neurotransmitter secretion
Cellular component (GO): synaptic vesicle membrane; synaptic vesicle
Molecular function (GO): metal ion binding; ATP binding
Source: RefSeq, a predicted model, not a curated record
GUGUACCUGGGUCGUCAGUAUCGCGCGCUCUCUCACCCCGUAGUGACGCCGUCGCAGCGCUCUCUCGCUCGCCCCGUCACUUUUUCCACUGUCACGGCUCGGAGCGAGUAUAGUUAGUAUCGCGCGCAUAACCUCUGCUCCACGAGUUUGAUUGUUCCUCCCGCAAGGACACAGCUGUGACACCGAGAGCGGCCAGUCGACGCGCGAGCUCUGCGAGUUCGUUGUCCGAUAUUCCCCACGAGUUCUGUACCAGUGUCCGUCGAAGGAUCGCCGACGAGAGAGAGAGAGAGAGAGAGAGAGAGAGAGAGAGAGAGAGAGAGAGAGAGAGAGAGAGAGUUAGGUAAAGUAGUAAAGUCGGGCUACCGGUACGAAAAGCCAGUGUAGCACGUCGCGCAGCUAACCAGUCACCUACAUGUACAUCUCAGCUGGAGGCAAAAAGCCGGUGCACACUGCUUACUUACAGCUCGAGAGUGGCACGCGAUAGCCACCGCGCAGCGUAGCACACAAGCAGCGCGUCACUCUUCGUCCGAGCAUCGCUCGCAGCACCGCAGGAGCGAUCGAGGCGCAAGUUCGAGGCGCAAAAUCGAGGCCGAUAAAAGGCGCGAAGGAAGCCAGCCAUAACCUAUUGCACGGUUCCCCGACCCCUUGCAGAAGUACAAGGAGAUAACACCGGCGGCUUCUUCAAAGCUAUCGGUCAAGCAAAGCCAGCAAGAUUACCGGCCGCGGCGGGGCUUGCGGCAAGUAUUGCGGGACUGCUCCAUCAUCCGCCAACAUUUCCUUUACCAGCUUCCGCCAGUCGUUCACCACCAAUGUUAACUACUUGAAACGAAGCCUGAGCUUGUCUUCCAGGUUCUCGUCGGGGGACCUAAGCUCGGAGCUCGACGAUGAACCGAGCCCGAGCACGGGGCUGGCCUCCGUGGGCCGGCAGGACUCGGCUGCCGUCGGGCCCCAAAACUAUCAGGGCCUGGCGGAGCGCCCGCUCCAGUCGCAGCCCCAGCCGAUGCCGCCGCCCAGCCAGCCGGUCCCCGGCGCCCCGCCUCCCGGGAGCGACCUCAGUCUCAACCUGAGGCCUAGCUCCAGGACCACGAGUGCGCCCUCCUCGCCCGCCAAGACGCGCGAGAGCCUGCUCCAGAGGGUCCAGAGUCUCACCGGCGCCGCUCGCGACCAGGGUGCCUCGAUCCUGGGAGCAGCAGUAUCCGGAGCUACGCGGGGCCAGGGCUUUGGCGGCAAGGACCGGUGCUUCACGCUGCUCGUGAUAGACGACCAAAACACCGACUGGAGCAAAUACUUCCGGGGUCGCAGACUGCACGGCGACUUUGAGAUUCGCGUCGAGCAGGCCGAGUUUCGCGAGCUCUCGUUGACCGCCUGCGAGAACGGCACCACCGUGUCCAUGGCCGUCUUUCGCAACGGGACCAAGGUCAUCAGGUCCUUCAAGCCGGACUUUGUGCUGAUACGCCAAAAUUUGCGGGACGCCGGCGAGAACAAUAAGAAUCUGCUGCUCGGGCUGAUGUACGGCGGCAUACCCAGCGUCAACAAUCUUCAGGCGAUUUACAACUUCCAGGACAAGCCAUGGGUCUUCGCUCAUUUGCUGGCCCUCCAGCGUCGCCUCGGCAGAGACGGCUUCCCGCUCAUCGAGCAGACCUAUUAUCCCAACCAUCGCGAAAUGGUGAGCGCACCGAGGUACCCCGUGGUGGUGAAACUGGGCCACGCGCACGGCGGCACCGGCAAGGCCAGGGCUGAGAACAGCCAGGAGUUUCUGGAUCUGGCCUCGCUCGCCGCGCUGACCGACAAUUACUGCACCGCCGAGCCCUACAUCGACACCAAGUACGACGUCCACGUGCAGAAGAUCGGCAACAACUACAAGGCUUUCAUGCGCAAGAGCAUCAGCGGCAACUGGAAGUCGAACACUGGCUCGGCGAUGCUGGAGCAGCUCGCGGUGACGGAGAGACACCGCUCGUGGGUCGACCACGUGGCCCAGUUGUUCGGCGGCCUGGACAUCUGCGCCAUAGAGCUGCUGGUCGGCAAGGACGGCAAGGAGUACAUCAUCGAGGUCAACGACAGCGCCCUCUCUCUCAUGGGCGACUCCCAGGAGGAGGAUCGUCGCCACAUCGCCGACCUCGUCACCGCCAAGAUGCAGGCCUACUGCCGACCGCCUGCUGUGCUGACGAAGACAGCGUCUCGCGGCUCCAUGUCCAGCUCGUCGCAGGUGACGAGCCCAUCGGAGGACAGGCCAGCCGGGCCCGGUGUCGCCGCCGGCGCGGGCAUGGCCGGCGUGCCGCCCGCCGUGGCCGGCUCCCACGGCAGCAUCAGCUCCAUCACCAGCGGCAUCGGCUCCGCCGAGGUGACCAGCGCCUCCUCGGCCACCGCUGCGGUCGACCAUCACCAGCAGCUCCAGCGCCGCGACUCCCAAGCCUCGCAGUCGAGCUCGGUGAGCAGCAGCGCGCCAUCGGUGGGCCGGCGCCAGGACGAGCCGCCGCCGGUGCCGCCGACGUCGCGCAUGCCGUUCCAUCGCCAGGGCAGCCAGUCCCAGGCCACCGGCGAGGACACCGAGGACACCAUGAAGAACCUCAGGAAGACCUUCGCCGGCAUCUUCGGCGACAUGUAAACACCAACUGCUAAGCUGCCCCAGAGGGAAUUACGCACGUUCGGGCGACUGUGCACCACCUUUUUUCAGACUUUCUUCGUCCUUCCUUUUUCCCGUUCGACGCUGAUGCCAGAAGAGGACAGUGAAGUUUUCCUUUUCCCACAUUCAAUAUUCCUACGCGCACGAUAUACGUCGUCGAGCAGUUUUAUUAAGGGCCGAAGGGUGUAAUACACACGAUGUAAUAGCCAUGCUGAGACUGAUAGGCUCAAACGUUUUUACAUUUCUUUGUAAUCAUCUAUCUAUUACGGUGAACUAGCACACAAAAGACUCGGAGGGAGACGCGACUCCCUUUCCCCCUUUCCUGCGUAUAGGAACUUUUGCACCCUCCUCGCGAGGCAGCUGACACUUUUACGUUUAUACUUUUUUUUAACGCGUAUACCAUAUAUUAUUAUUUCCGCGAAUCGCACGACCAAAUGAGUAUGAGAGUAUCGAAACAUUCAGUACUAUAUAUAUACUUGUAUUUCUGCAGUCUGUGUGGUUUCCUGCGGAAACCCGCCGUCGUAGUUAUAUAUCUAUGCAAUUUUAGGUUCGCCAAAGCUUCAACGAUUCUAGUCGAAUGUACGAAUAAUUUAAGGAAACGGAUUUUCACUAUUUGCUUUGCAACGGACUCUAGUUUUCUGAAUGAUAAUAGCAAUAAUCUUGAUUCCUCGCGAGUCUUAGGCCAAUCGUGACUUUUGAAAUUUUGAUCGACGGAUUUUAUAAUUAAGAAUUUUCGAGCGAAUUUUACGCAUUUUUUCAUUUGAAGCUCACUUUUCGUUUGUAAAAGCUAUAACCCAUUUGUUGUUCAUUGUUCAUUGGAAAAGUCGAUGUUUUAUUCGUAUACACGAAUAAAAUGGAGAGAAAAAAAAAUUGAACAAAACUGUUAUUUGCUCAACCAUGUAUGCGAGCACGCGCUGCGAAUUGAACAAACAAGAGACGUUAUUACAUAUUGAUUAGUACGUGAUCGUAAAGUUGAUGCAAACAAACAAAAAAAAAAAAAAAAAAAAAAAA